Molecule: messenger RNA, 8408 nt
Organism: Branchiostoma belcheri (Belcher's lancelet)
Lineage: Eukaryota; Metazoa; Chordata; Leptocardii; Amphioxiformes; Branchiostomatidae
Product: kinesin-like protein KIF1A
Exons: 59
Coding region: 255-6821 (2188 amino acids)
Biological process (GO): microtubule-based movement
Molecular function (GO): ATP binding; microtubule motor activity; microtubule binding
Source: RefSeq, a predicted model, not a curated record
ACCUCCGCCACUGGAGAGGAGAGAGGAGAGCGGCGGCGAGGGAAGGGCAGAGAUAUUUUUCCUCUGUGCAAAACCACCGGGCCCUGGCGCUGUUGUCACCCCCACACCGCUCCGAAAACACAACCACGACAUGGACAAUCUAGAUUGAAGACACAACAGCCAAGACUCCUACUUUCUUCUUUCCUUCUAUUUUCCUUCUUGGACUCUUCUAUAUCUGCUGGAGCUACAAGGAACUGAGCACAGGUUGAGGCACCAUGUCCUCCGUCAAGGUUGCCGUGCGCGUACGGCCGUUUAACAACCGGGAGAUCGGCCGCCAAGCAAAAUGCGUCAUCUCCAUGAAAGACAAAACAACCGCCAUCCAACAUCCCAAGCAGUCGAAGGAUGUGAAAGCGUUCAACUUUGACUACUCCUACUGGUCCCACACCAAUGAGCAAGAUCCCAACUUUGCCGGCCAGAACAAGGUUUACCAGGACAUAGGAGAGGAGAUGCUCCAACAUGCGUUUGAAGGCUACAACGUGUGCAUCUUCGCCUAUGGGCAGACGGGAGCCGGGAAAUCCUACACCAUGAUGGGCAAACCUGAGCCCAGGGACCAGCAAGGCAUCAUUCCUCAGCUAUGUGAAGAACUGUUUGACAAAAUUAAGACUCAGGAAAGCAAGGACCUGCAGUUCUCGGUGGAAGUCAGCUACAUGGAAAUCUACUGCGAGCGUGUGCGCGACCUGCUCAACCCCAAGAACAAGGGAAACCUACGUGUUAGAGAGCAUCCUCUGCUAGGACCAUAUGUAGAGGACCUUUCCAAGUUAGCUGUGACUUCCUUUAACGAGAUCAACACACUCAUGGAUGAAGGCAACAAAGCAAGAACUGUGGCAGCGACUAACAUGAACGAGACCAGCAGCCGCUCCCAUGCUGUGUUCACCGUGGUCUUCACUCAGAGAAGACAUGACGAAAUGACAGACCUCUCCACUGAAAAGGUUGCAAAGAUCAGUCUAGUAGACCUGGCUGGAAGUGAACGUGCGAACGCCACUGGUGCUAAGGGUGACCGACUGAAGGAAGGAGCUAACAUCAACAAGUCCCUAACCACCUUGGGCAAGGUCAUUCAUGCACUAGCAGAGUCGUCGCAGUCUGGGGAUGUGAAGAAGAUAAUAAAGUCUCAGUCUGGCUCGAAGAAGAGGAAGAAGUCUGAUUUCAUUCCGUACCGUGAUUCUGUUCUGACCUGGCUUCUCAGGGAGAACCUUGGUGGGAAUUCCAAGACCGCUAUGAUUGCUGCUCUUAGUCCAGCUGAUAUUAACUAUGAAGAAACGCUGAGUACACUAAGAUAUGCCGACCGUGCCAAGCAGAUUGUGUGCAAGGCAGUAGUAAACGAAGACCCCAACGCCCGACUGAUCCGCGAGCUGAAGGAGGAAGUCUUCCGUCUCAAGGAACUUCUCAAGUCAGAAGGACUAGCAGAACUUGUGGAUUCUAUGUAUACAAAAUCGGAUGGAUCCACUCCCUUGUUGUCACCGACAGAUGAGCUCAAUGCCAACGUUCCUAACAAGAAUCUGCAGCUCCAACCUCACAACCUUAAUGGUCCUGCCAGUCCCAGUGAUGGUGGGCAGAGGAUUAUGACCCCCAGGAAUGAGGAUGCUAUGGAGCAAUUAAGGGCAUCAGAGAAGCUGAUUGCAGAGCUGAAUGAAACGUGGGAGGAAAAACUGAAGAAGACAGAGCUAGUGAAGCAGGAGAGAGAGGCUGCUUUAGCAGAGCUUGGUGUGGCAUUGGAUGGUACUGGCACUACAAUUGGAGUGUGCUCUCCCAAAAAUACCCCACACUUGGUGAACCUUAAUGAGGACCCCCUGAUGUCUGAAUGCCUGCUGUAUUACAUCAAACCAGGAAUCAUGAAGGUGGGCUCCACACAUGCAGACAUUAUCCUGAGUGGACCACACAUCCGCGAUCAUCACUGUACCUUUGAGAGCAGAGAAAAGAAUGGAGAAAUUAUUGUUACUGUGACUCCAGAGAAGGGUGCAACUAUAUUUGUCAAUGGAAAAACUGUUGAAGGACCGCUACUUCUCAAAACAGGACACCGUGUUAUCCUGGGGAAAAACCAUGUCUUCCGGUUUAACCAUCCAGAGCAAGCUCGUCAAGAAAGAGAGAAGACACCAUCAGCGGAAACUCCAGGUACAGUUGAUGCACAAUUGGGAGAACCUGUGGACUGGACCUUUGCCCAGAUGGAGUUGUUGGAAAAGCAAGGCAUCGACAUGAAACUGGAGAUGGAGAAACGAUUGCUAGCGAUGGAGGAACAGUACCGAAGAGAGAAGGAAGAGGCUGACCAGCUUUUGGAGCAGCAACGACUGAAGGACGAUGAGACCAUGUCAGAAGAAGAGACAGAGAGUGAAAAGCGCUCCUGUGAGGAAAGCUGGAAGCUGAUCAGUUCCCUGAGAGAGAAAGUUUCCCCCGUCAAACUACAGUCCAUCGUGAAGAAGUGCGGUUUGCCCAGCGACGGACGCGAGAGGAAGAGAAAGGAGAAGCCGUCCAUGCCGUUAUACCAGAUCCCCGAGAGGCGGAAGCUGAAUCGUCAGGACGUGAAGUGGCUCACCAUGGCCGACCUCAAGGUGCAAGCCGUAAAAGAGAUCUGUUACGAGGUGGCCCUGAACGACUUUAAGCACACACGACAGGAGAUUGAAGCCAUGUCGAUAGUUAAGAUGAAGGAACUGUGUCGACUCUACAACAAGAAGGACACGAAUGCAACCGAGUCAUGGAAAUCGGUAGCCCGCGACGUGUGGGAAACGGUGGGAGUCGGGGAUCCUCCCAGCCACGGACAUCAUCCAGAAGUAGACGAGAGGAGCAAGACAGAUAUGGAGGAGCUGAAGCACAACGUCACCGCGCUAACCUGCAUGAUCCACGAGUUCAAAAAGGUCAACGAAGCCAAAGAAGCCGAGAUCACUAACCUGCGAUGCAAACUGGAGAAAAUGGAGCUAUACGUUUCACCGGAAGCAGAGGCGUCGAUUAAGCGGAUGAAAGGGGCGGAGGCCGCGGAGGCCCCGCCGCAGCCCCAACCCAUGGAGUACAGCCCGUCCUCUCCUCCUCAACAACAUGAGCCCGUCAUGCGACACAGUCACUCCACCUCUGAUCUCUCAAGAGAGGAGCGCAUUCAGAGGCUGAUGGAUGAAGAUCCGGCCUUCCGGCGCGGCCGCUUGCGCUGGCUGCGGCAGGAGCAGCAACGCCAGCAGCAGCUGAAGAUGGCCAAGGAGCGUAGCCAGCUGCGCAUGACCGGAAAGUACCCACAGCAGCAACAACAGCAGCAGCAACAGCAGCAGCAGCAGCAACAACGAUACCAGCAGCAAGGCUACAACUUCAGCCAGAACUUUAACAAGAACAAGGAUCCUCAAGUCAAGCUGCGAUUCCCCUUCCGAGCUGGCCAGCAACAGUCUUCCAGUGGCCGCGGCCGUAGCCUCAGCUUUGGCUCCAGCUCCAGUGCAGAAAGCCCCAAUCAAGCCUUCCAGUUUGGUGCUAUGGACAAGGAUAAAGCUUGUCACUAUUCCAUGUUGAACAUGUCUAUGACGUCAGAACAAGAAGCAGCCGGUUUAAGGGAGAAUCCGCCAACAACAGAAGAAGUCCCACCUGCCGACAGAAGGGGUUCUGAAGCAGCAACAAAGCCACAAGAAGUUGCCAUGGAUUAUGAGAGUAAGCUGCAGGCCCUGCAGAGCCAAGUGGAACGUGCCAGUCUGCUGUCAGGAUGCACCACUCCAGAGUAUAGUACUGACGAUGAACAAGGAGAGAUUGAACCAUCCUGGACAGAGAAGGAGUACCAGCUAGCACAGUGGGCAUUUAUCAAGUGGAGAUAUCACCAGUUCACAUCGCUCAGGGAUGAUCUGUGGGGAAAUGCAAUUUUCCUCAAGGAGGCAAAUGCCAUCAGUGUGGAGCUAAAGAAAAAGGUCCAGUUCCAGUUUGUUCUGCUGACUGACACCAUGUACUCCCCGCUGCCCCCUGACCUGAUGCCCCCAGACGUGGCGUCGGACCAGCCCUACCCUCGCACUAUCGUAGCUGUGGAGGUCCACGACCUCAAGAACGGUGCCACUCACUACUGGACACUGGAUAAACUCAGACAGCGGCUUGAGUUGAUGAGAGAAAUGUACGACAGUACAGCGGAGAUGACCACCACUUCCGCCGCCGACUGCCCGGUGGAGAGUCUGACCGGUGGUGACCCUUUCUACGACAGGUUCCCCUGGUUUCGCCUUGUUGGAAGAGCGUUUGUGUACCUGAGUAACCUGCUGUACCCUGUGGGGAUAGUCCACCGUGUGGCAGUGGUCAGUGAGAAGGGCGAUGUGAGGGGGUGGCUACGAGUGGCUGUACAACAUGUCACAGACGAUGAUGCUCCUGACUGCACUGGAGGAGUGUGUCAGACUGGGACGGCCAGGAUUGCAUUUAACCAGGAGGAACUGCAGAAAAAGAUUGAUGCUGAGAAUGAAGCGGAGGCAAACAUACCAUCAGGAGAGGAGCUGCGUAUAGUGGAAGGGCAAGGUAAUGGGACAGAUGCCAUCAAACCAUCGUUUAUUGUAGGAAGCCAGACCAUAGCCAUUAUUUCCUCCACAGAUGACGAGGAAGCAAGUGAGGCCACUGCAGCCGCAGCAGCUGCAGCAGGUGCAGACGGCCAGAAGACACCUGCGGAGGAGGAGGAGGGGGAGGAGGAAGACAGCUGGGUACAGUUCAUGAAGGAACACCCCCACCUGAAGCUGGGGAGCACCUUCACCUUCCGUGUCACUCUUCUCCAAGCCUCCGGCAUCCCGCCGGAGUAUGCUGAUGUCUUCUGUCAGUUCAAUUUCCUACAUCGCCAUGAUGAAGCCUUCUCCACAGAACCACUGAAGAACACUGGCAAAGGGCCACCCCUUGGUUUCUAUCAUGUCCAAAAUAUUUCGGUAGUUGUGACCAAGUCGUUCAUUGAGUACAUCCGGAGCCAGCCCCUCGUGUUUGAAGUGUUUGGUCACUACCAGCAGCAUCCUCUGCACAUGCAGGCCAAGGAGGAGGUCAUCAUGCAGCGAAGAAUGCCCCGAACAUUCCCACAGUCCCUUCCACUGGCAAAACCAGUUCCAUCUCCAAGACAUGGGCGUGUACCAACAACACCCAAUCUGAACAUGACCCACUGCAGUUAUGACCUGCUGGGCUGGUGGGAGAUCUGUGAGCUGGGACCUUCAGGAGAGUACAUAGCAGCUGUAGUGGACCACAGUGAUGAGAAGCCAUGUCAGGGGGUCUUCAUGUUGCAUCAGGGUAUCCAGAGACGAAUCCGAGUGACACUUGUUCACGAGCCUGGACAAGAUGUGGUGUGGAAGGGGGUGAAAGAAGUUGUCAUCGGUUGGCCUACUAUUCGUCCCAAAUCAACAAAAGACAUGAAAUCCUUACGCAAGAAGCUCCUCUAUGGACGGAUCAGAAACAAGUUGGAAGUGAAGGGUCCUGAUGGAGAGGUGUCUGCCCUGUCACUCAACAUCUGUUCACAGGGGUACCUCUACCCACCUCAUGAUCUCAGCACUACCAUUGAGGAACAUGACAUUAGGGUGUUCUACCAGUUUGAAGCAGCCUGGGACAGCUCGUUGCACAACUCAAAACUUCUCAACAGAGUAACUCCCUACAGAGAGAAGGUCUACAUGACAGUAUCAGCUUAUAUCGAGUUGGACAACUGUGCCCAGCCCGCCUGUAUUACAAAGGACCUGUGUCUCACCAUCCACAGUAGAGAUGCCAGACUUUCACAGCCUAGAUCCUUGCGAAGCCUGUUUGGAAGUGGCUACUACAGAUCUCCAGACAGCAACCGUGUCAGCAGUGUUUAUGAGCUGAGCCUGAAGCAUUCCAGUCCAGAGGGGAGUCCAGGUGUGCAGCGGCGGAGACGGAGAGUUCUGGACACGUCCACGACGUACGUACGCGGCGAGGAAAACCUGGCGGGCUGGAGACCCCGCGGUGACUCCCUCAUCUUCGAGCACCAAUGGGAGCUUGAGAAACUCACACGGCUAGAACAGGUGGAGAGAGUCCGACACUUGCUGUUGCUGCGAGAGAAGAUGGGCAUCAUUUCUGCUGACGAAGCCCAGGAGAAGAGAUGGAUUCUGGGAGAGGGGGACGAUGACACUGUAGACAGGCAGAUCGCCCUGCUGGACAAGUGCUUAAAGUUGUGGAGCAUGGAGCCCCUUCAACUCUUUGUAGAGGCUUUUCUACUAAAAAUUCUCAAGAAGGACCCAGAUGUAGAUGAUGUAGAUGAUGAUGAUGACCCAGCCGGGAUGAUCCGGUCUGUCUCCACCCCGGUUCUCAGCUCCACCCUGGUGGAGAACUCCCCCCAGCACAGCCCAGCCAAGUCCCCGGUCCCCCCACCCCCUUUAGGGGCACCAGACAGCGAGGGGCCCCUCCCGGAAGGGGUGGCGGUGCCUGUGUUACCCCCCCUGCCCCCCGACUCUACAGACGACCUGAACCCUGACCAUCAGGCUCUCUACAUCCCUGCUGUGGAGGAGAUCAGAGUCAGCCCUGUUGUGUCACGCAAAGGAUACCUAAAUUUUCUAGAGGAGAAAACCAGUGGCUGGAUCAAGCGAUGGGUGGUGGUGCGUCGCCCGUAUGUGUACAUGUACAACAAUGAGAAGGACCCUGUAGAGCGGGGACUGAUUAACCUGGCCACUGCACAGGUGGAGUACAGCGAGGACCAGCAGGCCAUGCUCAAGACCCCCAACACGUUCUCAGUGUGCACCAAGCAUCGCGGGUUCCUGCUGCAGACCCUGGGUGAUAAGGACGUCCAUGACUGGCUGUAUGCCAUCAACCCCCUGCUGGCAGGCACCAUCAGGUCCAAGCUUGCCCGCCGUGCUGCCUACCUCAGAAUCUAGCCGUGCAGUUGACCCAGUCAGACAUUGUGGCAUGUGUACUUCCUAUAAUGACCAUCCUUGCGCACACAGACAAGUCAUGUCAUGUCGAUUGACUCGUUGGCACAACCCGUGAUGAUACGUCACUCUUGAUCCAAAAGGGCAAAAAUCAUUUCAUUUUAGCAAAUUCUUACAAUUGUGUCAGCAACAUUUAGUCAGAGCUGCGUGAAUAUAGAGGAACCUUUGUCAGAAGAAUUUAGAGAGAGACUGCUCUUUUUAAACUCAUCCCAACAUCACAGUAACUUAUCAUACAUUUUAGGAAAGGGAAUUGACCACCAGACUUAUCCAAAAUAUUGCUUUUAAAGGCAAGGUAGACACUUGACAAUGUGUAUUCCUCUUAAUCGGUGUUUCUACAAAUUAAACACCUCCCUACACAUAAUACCACCCAAUGGCAGUCAGAAGUGCACUUGGAUGUAAUGUCUGGUUACAGGGACAUUGCUUUACAAAGCUGCAGUAUUCCCCCAUCCUUUCCCCACUACAGCUAUAACCCUUUAAGGAUGUCUUUGGUACCUAAGAAAGGCCUACAUUUUAUGUACGUAAAGUAUGGUCAAACAGUUUUGGAUCAGUAGUGACUGUUCAUCAGUGCUCAGCCAACAAGAGUGUUCUGUAUAAUGUAUAUUGCUCUCUCAGUGCUAACUUAACAUGCUUACCCAGCCUUGCCUCGCACAAACUUAUGACAAGUAAUUUGAGAUGCAAAAUUAAGAGAAAAAAAAAGACAUGCAAGUGUUACAGAUUUUGACAAACUUUUGUGAUGUACUAUUUUUCCCCAAGCCUAAUUGUACACGUUCCAGUUGUGGAAUGGAUUGUGUGAUUGUACAAAUAGCCAAGUGCUGACUGUAUGGUGUGGAGUGAGAUUGCAGAUGUCUUGCCAUGAAUGUUGUUAGUAAUGUUGUAAGGAGUAUAGAAUAUGGUACGUAGGCAUGGCAUAUGCAGUUCACCAUUUAUUAUGGCUUGCUGUGUGAUCUGCCUUGCUUGUAUUUAAGUGUGAAAAUAAGUUUUCAGGAAUUUUCAAAGUUGUCAGAUGGUAGAAAAGGGAUGAAGUGACUGUAUAGAGACCAGCUGUAUUGAAAAUUAGUUGUGUAUUUUGCAAAGUUUGCAAAGCAGGAUAUUAUAAAAAAUUUUGAAGAUUACUGAAUUUUAUACUGGUCUAUAACCUGUAUAAUUUGUGCUUCAGCUGGUUCAGUUUGCAUGCUGCUUGGACAAAAUGGCACAUAAUUUUUGAGCAACUUUCUUGCCAUUUUUGUUUUUUAUUCAAACUUAUUUGUUUCCAUGUUUUUUUACAUUUAAAAAGUUGUGUUUAUUCAUUAUUUCUGGACUAACAGGCCAGUGGUUUUUCUAGCAAAUGCUGCAAAAGAAGUACCAGUAGAUACUUUGUGUGAUUUCUGUUUUUUGACUUGUUUUAUUUAUUAUCAUGGUGAAUGCUGUGCCAUGCAUAUGUCCUCUAGGAAUUCUAGUCCAAUUCAAGAGACAAAAUUGUCGCAAUGUGAUUAUCAAUGUAUAUUAAUAGACAAGUAGUAAUCAUCAUAUUGUAAAUCUUCCAUCCUAUAUGUU